CAGCAAUAUUAACAUACGGAAGUACUGAGCAUAUGGUAACAGGAUUAACAGUUCCAGAUAAUGGGAUUUCCAGACAAGGAAACAAGUCUGAACAUUCGUCAGAGAAGUGAAUGGCAGGAUCGAAAAAGGAAUUGAAUUUGCAUGCAAGAGGGUCAUCAAAACUUUGCCCAGAGCUGAAUUUGCUCAGACUGCUGACUCAGGCUGUUUUGCUUUGAAACUGAUGGGACAGUUAAUGAAAGUAGUUGAUCGGACACACACACAAGAUGACAGACCUAAAGAGAGCUGGACUUAUCUUCAUCUUUUUUAUACUGCUUCACAGUUUUGUUGCAGCAUUGAACUGCACCAGGCCAACUCCUGAAUCCUUGCUUGCUGCACUUGAUAAGGAAGUGUUUCGUAAGAAUCUACUGCGACCUGUAAAAACAUUUUCAGAUACACUGAACGUAACCAUCGGUAUAACUCUGGUGGGAAUUUUAGGAGUGAAUGAAAAAGACCAGUCAUUGUCAGUAUUCAUAUGGCUAACCCUGGAGUGGUAUAUAGAUGGACUGAGUUGGGAUGAAAAGGAAUGUGGAACUACAAGAGUCUCUGUCCCUCGGGAAAAGCUUUGGAUCCCAGACAUCGGCAUCGCAGAGUUCAUGGAUGAAGACAAAUCUCCCAAAUUUCCCUAUGUCUACUUAUACAACACAGGUCUUGUAUUUGAUGAUAAGCCGAUGAGAGUGACGAGCACCUGUCGAUUAGUUAUCUACACUUUCCCCUUCGAUGUCCAAAACUGCACACUGACAUUUGGGUCAUAUCUACACUUUGCUUCAGACAUAAAGAUGUUUCAAGGCACCACGGCUGCAGAGAUCCUGAAGGAGUCCAAAAAUGUGAUAUACACCAGAGGGGAGUGGGAACUUAUAGAUAUCAAAGCAGCUCCAAAUGCUCUGGAGAUAAUUGAGGGAAGCUACUCUGAGCUCAGAUACUAUAUCAUUUUAAGACGCAGGCCAAUCCUCUAUGUGGUGAACCUCAUUCUACCCAGCACCUUCCUGAGCACAUUAGACCUCUUCAGCUUUCUGCUGCCUCCCCAGUCUGUGGACCGGGCUGCCUUCAAAAUGACCCUCAUCCUGGGCUACACAGUUUUCCUGCUUAUGAUGAAUGACCUGCUGCCUGUCACUGGAAAUGAUACACCUCUCUUGAAUGUUUUAUUCUCGAUCAGUUUCGCUCUGAUGGUGGUCAGCCUGUUGGAGACGGUGUUUGUCAUGAAUAUCCAGCACAGCUCCAGCCAGUAUAGUCCAGUGCCUCACUGGCUCAGUGUCCUCAUGUUACGAUAUAUAGCUGUUGCUGUUUGUCUUCCUCCACAAAAGAAGAGUAACCGCAUCACAGUCUCCCUUCGCCCACCUACUGGAGCAAUGAAUACCAGCAUCAUAUCUUCAAAGGCUCUUCAGAGCUUCUCUGCUACACCUGAUACACCUCCAGAGAAACCCCCUUCAGUGCCCGUCCUGGAUGAACUGAGGAAGCUGAGCAGAGAUCUCAUGGCCAUCCGCCAGCAGAUUGAGAAUCAAGUCCAGGGGAGCAAAACCUCACAGGAAUGGCAAAUGAUCGGAAUAGUCAUUGACCGUUUGCUGUUUGGCUUAUACAUUGUCUUCAUCUUGGUCACCUUUUUGAACAUCCUAAUUAUCUGGCUCGUGCAUGAUGUAUAAGAUGAACUCAGCAGAAGAUUUAAAUCAUACAAUCACACAAUUAUUUUGACUAGUGUGGGGAUGGACACCCUCCAAAAUACUGCAAAAUGUCCCUCUUGAAUGCCUUUAUAGUAGAUAAAACAUAAUAGAGUGCCCUCUGGGAGGCCAUCAUGGUAGAUGAAACACAAUAAAGUCAUUGUGGCAACAGGCAAAGUUCCAUUGGGGGACCCUGAAGCAUUCCCAAUCCAGAUGAGAUACAUAUACUGAUCAGCCAUAACAUUAUGACCACUGACAGGUGACGUGAAUAACACUGAUUGCCUUGUUAUCGUCAAUGGGUGGGAUAUGUUAGGCAACAAUUGUCAACAUUUUGUUUCAAAGAUGAUGUGUUAAUGGGCAAGUGUUAGGAUUUGUGCAAUUUUAACAAAGGCCAAAUUGUGAUGGCUAGACACCUGGGUCACAGCAUUUUGUUACAUAUGGGGCUGUCUAGCAACAGGCAAGUCAGGGGUGCCCAUCCCUCUCCACAUAUUUUGCGUUAUCUACACUUCAUAAUUCAAUAUGUGUUUGUUCAUAGUUUUGAAGUCUUUAGUGUAACAGACUGUAACUCCCAUAGGUGGAGGUGUUGAAAAAUAAAAUGGGUGAGUGGUUACCAGAGGUGUGGAAUAACAAGUCUUGUGUUGUCAAGUAUAUGUUUAGGCUCCAUCUACACUUACCGCAAUUUGGUGUUUUGUAUUUGUCAUUUUUUUAUGAGGAUUCAAUGCCCUAAAAAUAAUAGAGAUGUCCUGUCUGUGCACUUGUUUGCAGCAUAGUGUUGCCGGUGACAAGCUGACAAAAUACACAACCACAUUAUGGGGACACAAAUAUGGAAAAUUUAGGGAUUUAUCUUGUUUUUCACUAAGUAUUUGGUGUGGGUUAUGUCAUGGGUUAGGGUCAGACAUGUAGCGGUUUUGGUUAAGGUUAGGAUCAGUCUCCAGAGAAUAAAUGUUAGUCAUUUCAGUGUCUUUAGUGGAAAAAAACAAGUGGGUGCUUGCCAUCUGCACUUCCAGUAGGAACUAUAUUUUCUAUCUUUGAAAAACAUCCAGCGUGAGUCCAUCUCAGCAGAGUAUCAGCAUUGUCUCAGAUUUGCUCUUAAUAUCAGGUAAUGGUAGCCUACUUUUAUUCAUAACUUUAAUGACUGUAGUUUUGUAUGUAUUUUACUUUCCGGAGUGAAAUAUGUGUAGCUCUGCAGCUGAAUUAUAAGCAGUGCUAUUAUUAUUUUAGUAAUCAUUACUGUAGUACUACAUCCUGUCCUGUGUUGAUGUCAUCUUUUCUGUUUUGUCCAGGGAAAUGAAUUAUCUUUUAUUUGUAUAUAAGAAUGUACUCUAUGAAUGAGAAUGCUACUAAUAAAGCAAAAUCGCAUCUUUAAUGUAUG
Messenger RNA from Larimichthys crocea (large yellow croaker), 3063 nucleotides. Its product is annotated as 5-hydroxytryptamine receptor 3A. Gene Ontology annotation, molecular function: extracellular ligand-gated monoatomic ion channel activity; transmembrane signaling receptor activity. Gene Ontology annotation, cellular component: membrane. Lineage: Eukaryota; Metazoa; Chordata; Actinopteri; Sciaenidae. The record is from RefSeq and is a predicted model, not a curated record. The coding region runs from base 264 to 1676 and encodes 470 amino acids. The transcript has 9 exons. Gene Ontology annotation, biological process: monoatomic ion transmembrane transport.